Lactuca virosa is the source of this 2816-nucleotide messenger RNA. NCBI's taxonomy places the organism in Eukaryota, Viridiplantae, Streptophyta, Magnoliopsida, Asterales, Asteraceae. The record is from the annotation of a GenBank genome assembly.
AAUUUAAUCUGAAAACUCUGAUUUAAAUUCUUCAAACCUUUUCGAAUUGUAUUAUAAGUUGAGAAACUGACAGAUCACCACAAAGAGAACCACAAAUCGAACCAGAAGAAAAGCAAAUCCUUUAUAACGAAAACAAUUACACCAUUGAUCAAUUUACAUCCGCGGUUCCUACUAUGCCUUCGUCUCCAUCGUUUCGGGGGAAAGCUACAGAUGAUAAUGUCGCUGCUACUACAGAAGCAGAGGGGGCGUCAUACAAUUUCAACAACUCUGUUGUGGACCUUGAAAACGCUAACUAUAACACAGUGUGGAGAGAAUCGAGUUACAAUUUCUCAAAAGACGGUGAGAAGUUCGAUUUCUUAACGACGUCUGAGCCGCCGUCACCGCCGUUAUCAAGAAUAGCUGAGAGUCCGAAUAACUAUGGCACGCUGACGCCGAAAGAAGUUAUGGUUUAUUUUCACGAUGAGGUGAUUGAGCCGCAACCGAUAAGGCACCGGCGCCGGUCCAAUGGUAGUGGUCGUACGAGCGGCGGUGGAGAAGAAGUGACGCUUUGCUCCGGGAAUGCUUCAUUUAAGAGAAAAUCGACCUUGAUGAGGUCGAAAACCAAGUCCAGGUUAAUGGAUACACCGGAGAGAGAUAAGAGGUCAGGUAGAAUAUCGAAAUCUGGAAUUUUGGGAAAAGGUGGUAGUGAAUUCGAUGAAGAAGAUCCAUUUUUGGACGAUGAUUUACCUGAUGAGUAUAAGCAGUUAAGGUAUAGUAAAUGGACUUUACUUCAGUUAUUUUGUUUAAUCCUGAUUCUUGGUGCUUUAAUUUGCACCUUCAUAAUUCCUUAUUUUAAGCACAAGAAACUUUAUGAUCUUGUAUUGUGGAAAUGGGGGGUUAUGAUAAUGGUUUUGAUAUGUGGAAGAUUGGUUUCUGGUUGGGCGAUUAGGCUUCUAGUAAUCUCGAUAGAACGAAACUUCCUACUACGAAAAAGGGUUUUAUAUUUUGUAUAUGGUUUGCGAAAUGCUGUUCAAAAUUGCCUUUGGUUUGGGUUAGUUUUAAUUGCUUGGCAAUGUAUAUUCCAUGAAAAAGUCAACCAUAUGACACAUGGAAAGGUUUUGCCUUAUGUGACAAAGAUUUGGAUAUGUCUUUUGGUGGGGACAAUCGUUUGGUUAUUGAAAACAUUGUUAGUCAAAGUUCUUGCAUCCUCUUUCCAUGUGAGCACGUAUUUUGACCGGAUUCAAGAAUCAUUAUUCAAUCAAUAUGUAAUUGAAACCCUUUCGGGUCUACCAGUGAUUGAGAUUCAACAAGAACAAGAGGAGGUGGAUGAGAUGAUCUCGGAGGUUGAAAAUUUUCAAAAUGCUGGUACCAGUUUGCCACCCGAUCUUAAGGCGAAUAUAUUCAAGAAAACUGGGAGGUUUAUUGGAACUCCAAGAAACAAUAGUAAAAGUGGUAAAUUUUACAAAGUUAACAUGCCACUUGAAGAUGGGAUCACGAUUGAUCACUUGCAUAGGCUAAAUCAGAAGAAUAUAUCGGCUUGGAAUAUGAAAAGAUUGAUGAGUAUUGUUAGAACCGGAGUUUUGUCUACCUUAGAUGAUCAACUCGGAAAGUCAUGUGAUGAGGACGAGUCUGCGGUGCAGAUAACAAACGAAAUGCAAGCUAAGAUUGCAGCCAAGAGAAUAUUCUGUAAUGUUGCUAUGGAAGGCUCAAAGCGCAUUUAUAUAGAAGAUUUAAUGCGCUUUCUGAGAGAAGAUGAAGCGUUGAAGGCAAUACGGCUCUUUGAUGGAGAUAGUGAAACCAAAGGAAUCAGCAAGGCACUUCUCAAAAAUUGGGUGGUUAAUGUGUACCGAGAACGAAGAGCUCUUGCAUUGUCUCUGAAGGAUACAAAGACAGCCGUAAAGAAACUCCAUCAAAUGUUCAAUUUGGCUGUUAGUAUCAUAAUAAUCGUGAUUUGGCUUCUUAUACUUAAAGUUGCAACCACACAAUUCUUUAUAUUCCUAAGUUCACAACUGCUUUUGGUUGUGUUUGUGUUUGGUAACACAUGCAAGACGACAUUCGAAGCCAUUAUUUUCUUGUUCGUAAUGCAUCCGUUUGAUGUCGGUGAUCGUUGUGAAGUUGACGGUGUUCAGAUGGUAGUUGAGGAGAUGAAUAUAUUGACUACGGUUUUCUUGAGGUUCGAUAACCUGAAAAUUAUAUAUCCAAACAGUGUCUUGGCUACGAAACCGAUCUCCAAUUACUACCGUAGUCCGGAUAUGGGGGAUGCUGUGGACUUCUGUGUACAUGUAUCAACCCCUGUCGAAAAGAUUGCUCUCAUGAAGGAGAGGAUAACAAGCUACAUUGAGAACAAGAGCGACCAUUGGUACCCUGCACCUAUGAUAGUCUUGAGGGAUGUAGACGACAUGAAUCGGCUAAAGAUUUCGAUAUGGCUUUCACACCGGAUAAACUUUCAAGACAUGGGUGAACGAUGGCUACGAAGAGCUCUUUUAGUUGAGGAAAUGAUUAAAGUCUUCAGAGAUCUCGAUAUCGAGUACCGCAUGCUGCCUAUUGACAUUAAUGUCCGUAACAUGCAGCCUGUGUCCUCAAAUCGGCUUCCGUCUACAUGGACUACUUUGGCAAACUGAUUUGGCAUUGCGGUUGACACUUUGAUCUUGUGGUUAGAUGGUACAAUACUUUAUGUGUAUACAAAAAUACUAUAAAAUUUCGUUGGAGGCCAUUCCUUUGGUCCAUUUGUUCGAAAUUUGAUUUUAUUUUGUGUGUCUUAUUUGUAUUAUAUAUUUUAUGAAAUGAAGAUAAAUAAAAGCUACAAACCUACAAAUGUAGAAUGAUAAUGGAAUUGA